Molecule: messenger RNA, 315 nt
Organism: Lactuca virosa
Lineage: Eukaryota; Viridiplantae; Streptophyta; Magnoliopsida; Asterales; Asteraceae
Source: the annotation of a GenBank genome assembly
AUGAAUACCGUCUUGCAGAAACUCACUGAUCAGCUCGAAACGAUGAAGCUGUCCUUGGCAGAUGUCCAAACAACGUACACCACCAUCAACAGUUCCAGACAGAAUCUGCUGCAUGAUGCUCCAACAAAACUGCCAGAUGUCCAAACGACGUACACCACCAUCAACAGUUCCAGACAGAAUCUGUUGCAUGAUGCUCCAACAGAACUGCCAUACAUGUUCAAACGCAGUCAAAUAAAUAUUAUUUAUUUCAGAAGCGAUAAAAAUAACACAGAUGCUAAAAAUGAAACCUUCUGGCCCCCGCGUAGCGGGGGAUAA